This is a messenger RNA of Xiphias gladius (swordfish), 2591 nucleotides long. RefSeq names its product mitotic arrest deficient 2 like 2 (gene mad2l2). Gene Ontology annotation, cellular component: zeta DNA polymerase complex. The record is from RefSeq and is a predicted model, not a curated record. The transcript has 8 exons. NCBI's taxonomy places the organism in Eukaryota, Metazoa, Chordata, Actinopteri, Istiophoriformes, Xiphiidae. Bases 338 to 970 code for a protein of 210 amino acids.
GUGACGUCUAUGUGAUGCGAGACGAAGCUUGGUCUAGCUAAGCUAACAGGGGAGUUUGCCGCGUUCCGGGUCGUGAACUAUGUUACAUCUUCAGUUCAUUAUAAAACCUGACUCUGCAUUUGUUUUUAAUGAUGUCUUUGUAAAAACUGAAACUGCACUUCUCCUUUCCUUUGGUUUGACAUCGUCAAGCCAGGCAGCGACUAAUGAACAAAUAUCGAACAACUAAGAUCAGCCUUGAAAAAAAAUAAAUAAAGAUUGACUGAUUGCUACUUUGCCGGCCGUAGCCAGCUGGAAAAUUAGCUAUUUGCCUCUAUUGACAGUUUCUGUUGAAGAAAAUAUGACAACUCUAACAAGACAAGACCUUAAUUUCGGACAAGUGGUUGCCGACAUCCUGUGUGAGUUCCUGGAGGUCGCUAUUCAUCUCAUCCUGUAUGUCCGUGAAGUUUAUCCCUCUGGAAUAUUUCAGAAGAGAAAGAAAUACAGUGUACCUGUGCAGAUGUCAUGUCACCCGGAGCUGAAUCAGUAUAUCCAGGAUACACUACACUGUGUAAAGCCACUCAUUGAGAAGAAUGAUGCAGAGAAGGUUGUGGUGGUCAUCAUGGACAAAGAGCAUCAUCCAGUAGAGAGAUUUGUGUUUGAGAUUUCCCAACCGCCACUGCUGUCCAUCAGCUCUGACACAUUACUUUCACAUGUGGAGCAACUGCUGAGGGCCUUCAUCCUGAAGAUCAGCGUGUGUGAUGCUGUUUUAAGUAAUAACCCACCAGGGUGUUCAUUUACAGUACUUGUACAUACAAGAGAUGCUGCCACACGCAACAUGGAGAAGGUUCAAGUCAUCAAGGAUUUUCCAUGGAUAGUUGCUGAUGAGCAAGAAGUCCACAUGCAGGAGCCAAGACUCAUCCCACUGAAGACCAUGACAUCUGACAUAGUAAAAAUGCAGCUCUAUGUGGAAGAGAGAGCCCAGAAAACAUAGGUCCUCACGCUGCAGAAAUGAGGGAUAUUGCUGCACGAGCCAGUCUGUGAUAACACUGAGUCAUGAGCAAAGUAUAUUGUAGCCUAUCAGAGCCACAACUGUCCGAAAGAAAGAUGAGCGUUAAUUAAGAGUGAGAUGUUCCUUAUGGAAUGUGUUAGUGAGGUGCCUACAUAAUGCAACAGUUUGGGUUUGACUCUUACAUUUGGCUGACAUUUGAUGUCUGCCUGUGAUUUAAGCACAUCCCACACACAUGUCUGUGAAUAUGGUUCCAUUCUUGUUGUCAUAGUAGUCUUGCCACGUCCACAGGGAGGUCACAGGCUAAGUCAUCUCGUUAUUUUGGUUUCCUCACCGACUACAUUGUCCCGCUGUGCCAUAACAGGGUGGUGCAUGGUGACCUCCACUGGCAUCAGGAAUGCUGUGUCAAAGCGGCAUCGAGGAAGUUUUGCUGGGGUACUUUUGGAAUAAAAGGAUCCACUGGUUUACAUAUGUUUUCACAUGUACAAUUGCAACCAUUGGUAAUGUUCCCUUCCACUGUUAUGUGAAAAAUGCUAAGUUGUGAUUUACAUAUAAUUUAAUUUUCACUGCCGAUAGCAUUGUGAAUUAAUACGUAAAAGUUACUAAAUUGUAAUUUAAGCACCAGCGCUAGAAAUCACUGUCUUAGUAUGUAGAAAGAUCUUAGUAGAAUGACCCUUGGUAGUUAGCUUAAUUUCGUUCAUCAAGAUGUUACAUUAAUAAUAUAAAAGUCUCUGCAAUUCUAAAUAACUGCACUGGGAUAAAGGAUCAGCCAUUAAACUACUCUAAAAUCAUCAGACAACAUCAAACCGCCUUACAGUGGCUGUAUUAUGUCAUCAUUAACCCGUACAGGUGUCUCUCGUAAUUUCUAUAACAGUUAUUAUAGGCAAUAAUUUUUGUUGCUGCAGUUGCAAAUGGUGGACAGGACUCGGACCCAAAGGGGGACUCUCAAGCGGGUGAGGUAAAGCUGAAGCCGAGCUGUUUAGAACUAGACAGAAAGCAGUAUUAGUGUCAAAUCAGGCUCAGAGCUUUCCCCAGUCAACCAGUGUAGUUUUGAUGUUGGAAGACUGGCCCAGUGACGGCUGUCUUCAGGUAACUAGCAGAGCUCCGCCCUCUCAGAGAUAACUGUCACCUAAUUUCUGGAUUUGCAGCUCAACAGAUUCAUCUUUUGUACGCAGUCUGUUACAGUGUGACUGAGGUUUUUUUAAUGGCAUAAUUUCCACGAUCAAUAAAACAGAUAUUAGUUAAAAGCUGAUAGAUAUUCGUGGUCCAGUUGGUAGGAUUUAGGAUUGGAUUGUUGAGAAGACCAGUUUAGCUUUGCUGCGAUAAAGCUGUUUCUUGUUCUAACACGAGGGCAGUAUACGGUGCGUAUGUCAGACCACAGCUGAUGUUUUUAAGUCAGUUUGGAAUGAACGUGACACAUAGUUUGCAUGAUGAGAUAUCAUAAGGCAUCAAAAGCUUACUAAGUGCAUGUUGUUUUCAUCUGUGUGUGAUAAGGUGGAAUAUGUAGAAACAUUUGAAGUUCAAAACCUAAUUACCCAAUGUACAACGUGGUUCUUUGUCUUCUCAGGUAAAAUAUAAUGAGUUCUCUCACAGAUCAAGUCACUGC